This is a messenger RNA of Eutrema salsugineum, 930 nucleotides long. RefSeq names its product ATP-dependent DNA helicase pif1-like. The coding region runs from base 1 to 930 and encodes 309 amino acids. The transcript has a single exon. Lineage: Eukaryota; Viridiplantae; Streptophyta; Magnoliopsida; Brassicales; Brassicaceae. Gene Ontology annotation, biological process: DNA repair; telomere maintenance. Gene Ontology annotation, molecular function: DNA helicase activity. The record is from RefSeq and is a predicted model, not a curated record.
AUGCCCCAACCAGAUCCAAACCUAUUGAAAGAAGUAGGGAACACUCUAUGGAAAGAAGAAAUGAAAUACAGUACCGCAGAACAGAAUGACGAACAUGUAGCCCUAUUUAAACAGCUUAACCCAGAACAGAGAACAAUAUAUGAUGCAGUGAUGGAUUCAAUUGAAAAUCAUCGUGGUAAGCUAUUCUUCGUUUAUGGACCUGGCGGGACAGGGAAAACAUUUCUAUAUAGGACCAUUAUUUCAAAGAUACGAUCAACAAAAGGGAUUGUAUUGCCAGUGGCAUCUUCAGGGAUUGCAGCACUGCUCCUAUCUGGUGGUAGAACGGCCCAUUCACGGUUCAAGAUUCCAUUUGACGUUACUGGACAAUCGGUGUGCCAUAUAAUGCCAGGUACAAUGCUUGCAGAACUAAUCAAGAAAACUGAUCUUAUCAUUUGGGAUGAAGCACCAAUGGCACAUAGACACACUUUUGAGGCUUUAGACAGAACUUUGAAAGAUAUAAUGGGUCAUGACAAUCCAGAAGCGAAGGAACAAACAUUCGGAGGGAAAACAGUUCUUCUAGGAGGAGAUUUCAGGCAGAUAUUACCAGUUAUACCACAAGGUACUCGGGCAGACACGGUUAUGGCAUCUAUUAGCGAAUCAUAUCUGUGGGAGUCUUGCCAAAAGUAUAUUUUGAAGAAAAAUAUGAGACUUCAAGAUUCAGAUGGUGAAUUUGCUAAUUGGGUACUAAGAGUUGGGGACGGAGACGCCCCUACAAUUCAAACCGAUCAUGACAUUUCAGAUGAUGGGCAGAUGGUGGUGGUUGACAACCAUUUUUUAAGGGUAUCCAGUGGAAACACACUUAAAGAAAUCAUUGACGCAGCAUAUGGCAAUCAUAUUGUCUCGAAAACAAACAAAGAAUACUACACAGAAAGAGCCAUACUCACUCCAUGA